Molecule: messenger RNA, 585 nt
Organism: Oikopleura dioica
Lineage: Eukaryota; Metazoa; Chordata; Appendicularia; Copelata; Oikopleuridae
Source: the annotation of a GenBank genome assembly
AUGACCAAGGAUUACAAAAUCGUCGUCCUCGGGUCUGGCGGCGUCGGCAAGUCUGCCCUGACAGUCCAAUUCGUCCAAAACAUCUUCGUCGAGAAGUACGACCCAACCAUUGAAGACAGUUACAGAAAGCAAAUUGAGCUAGAUGGCCAGACGUGCAUGCUGGAAAUCCUUGACACAGCUGGAACAGAACAAUUCACUGCCAUGCGAGAUCUUUACAUGAAGAAUGGACAAGGUUUCGCCCUUGUUUACAGCAUAACAUCUCAAUCCACCCUUCAAGACCUCAAUGAAAUUCGCGAGCAGAUUCUCAGAGUUAAAGAUGCUGAAGACGUCCCACUCAUUCUCGUCGGAAACAAAUGCGAUCUCGAAGGAGAAAGAGCCGUUGGAAGAGAACAAGGACAAGCUCUAGCGAGAUCCUGGGGAAAUGUUCAGUUUAUGGAGACAUCAGCCAAAUCCAAAAUAAACGUGCGAGAAAUGUUUGACGAUCUGGUUCGACAAAUAAACCGACAAGGCGGAAAACGACCAAAUCAGAAAGGCUCCAAAGGGCAAAAAUCUGAUGGUGAUGGCGGCUGUUGUGUGAUAGUCUAA